AUGACGGAAAUCCCGCGAUGUUUCCGAGGCAACGCGUUGCGAUGGGGGUGGGGCUGAGAAAGAAGCGCUAGAAAGUGUCGCGAGAAUUGAGGCGAACCUCCCGCGAGAGCAGGGUUAUUCUUGGCCCUUCCUCUCGGCGUGUGGUUGGGGUGAGGCUGGGAAUCCGUUCUUCGGGUUUGGUGGGUGUGACUGAGGCGGCGACCCGAUUGGGGUUGGGUUUCAGAGAGCUUGAAGAGAAAGGAGUGGUUGUUUCUUAGCGGUCGAGAUCGCAGGAAGGGUUUUCCGCGGAGGUCAUCCCGCGUGUCCACAGGGAAGGGCUCGACGCCGACGGGGUGACGACAACGCGACUGUCUCGAGGGCGCGGCGGCUGGGUGAAGCGCGCGGGGCGACGACCCCGAAACGUCCUCCUGGCGCAGAGGGAACCCGGCCCGGUGUCCAGGAUGCGGGUAGCAGCUCUCCACUUACUGCCCCCCUGCCCUCAGACACUGCGCAUGAACUUUGGAGGGCAGUGUUACCUCUCCAGGAGAAGCACUGGUCAGCCUUGAUUUCUGUCACUGCUAGAGGCCUUGUUCUGAGAGAGAGAGAGUAAAAUAGGGUGCCUCAGAAGGUUACCACCCAGUGGGCAAGGCAGAGCAGUCGGGUAUGUACAGAAGUCAGAACACGGCUGAGUGUGGGGAAAAGUGGGUCAGGAGAACCUAACCCAGCAGCACAGCUGAAGCCUGAGUCUCAAAGCAAGGUGCUGUUGAGAGCUUUUGCAGAUGAGCUUGUGUAAAGUAGCCAUUCGAGUUUUACAGACCAGCUGAAGUUCAGCAAGGAUAAAUUUCCAGGUGUGAUGUGUCUAGAACUUCUAAAAUCAUACUUAAUGGCUUUUUAUUAUCACAGUUCGAAGGAAUUGUUUACAGAGCUGUAAGUGGAGAGCAACUUAAGUUCGUUUCAAGGCAUUCGAAAUGGGGAAAGACUAUUACGGCAUUCUGGGAAUUGAGAAAGGAGCCUCCGAUGAAGAUAUUAAAAAGGCUUACCGAAAACAAGCCCUCAAAUUUCAUCCGGACAAGAACAAAUCUCCUCAGGCAGAGGAAAAAUUUAAGGAGGUCGCAGAAGCUUAUGAAGUAUUGAGUGAUCCUAAAAAGAGAGAGAUAUAUGAUCAGUUUGGGGAGGAAGGGUUGAAAGGAGGAGCAGGAGGUACCGAUGGACAGGGUGGUACCUUCCGGUACACUUUUCACGGUGACCCUCAUGCCACAUUCGCAGCAUUUUUUGGAGGUUCCAAUCCCUUUGAAAUUUUCUUUGGAAGACGGAUGGGUGGCGGCAGGGAUUCUGAAGAGAUGGAAAUAGAUGGAGAUCCCUUCAGUGCCUUUGGAUUCAGCAUGAAUGGAUAUCCGAGAGACAGGAAUUCUGUGGGGCCGUCCCGUCUGAAACAAGACCCCCCAGUUAUUCACGAACUUCGAGUCUCACUGGAGGAAAUAUACAGUGGUUGCACCAAAAGGAUGAAAAUUUCUCGAAAAAGAUUAAACCCUGAUGGAAGGAGUUACAGAUCUGAGGACAAAAUUCUCACCAUUGAGAUUAAAAAAGGGUGGAAAGAAGGCACCAAAAUUACUUUUCCAAGGGAAGGAGAUGAAACACCAAAUAGUAUUCCAGCAGACAUUGUUUUCAUUAUCAAAGACAAAGAUCACCCAAAGUUCAAAAGAGAUGGAUCAAAUAUAAUUUAUACUGCUAAAAUUAGUUUACGGGAGGCAUUGUGUGGCUGCUCAAUUAAUGUGCCAACAAUGGAUGGAAGGAACAUACCUAUGUCGAUAAAUGAUAUCGUGAAACCUGGAAUGAGGAGAAGGAUCAUUGGGUAUGGGCUGCCGUUUCCCAAAAAUCCUGACCAGCGUGGUGACCUCCUAAUAGAGUUCGACGUGUGCUUCCCAGAUACCAUAUCUUCAUCAUCCAAAGAAGUUCUUAGGAAACAUCUUCCUGCCUCAUAGAAUGAAGAACUUUGUUACCCAUAUUUUGAUAAGGCACUGAAAAUAUAAAAGGACUGACAGUUUAUUGAUGUAGAUGUGCAUUCUGUAUAAAGAUGUGUAAAUUCUUUUGAGGGUUCCUUAAAUUGCAUGGAGACGGGUCAAAUAAAUAGGCAAAAGGGAUUUUUUACAGAUAGAGAUGAAGAGAAAAACUGCUCACUGUAUUUUAUUUCAUUUCUCCCAAAUCAGAAAUUCUUGGUAUUUUGCUUAUGUGUAAACGUUGGUUUUGUGGUAUCCAUAGAUAUUUUUGAAUAAAGUAGUAGACAAUCCAAAUACUUUAUUUCUUACAUCUUUUCAGUAUAAGUUCCCAUUUAUAAUGGAAAUUAAUAAUUCUGAACUAAACUAUGCAUGUCAUAUGCACUUCUAGAAGAGAAUAAAAGUCAAAACCAUUUGGAAAUGUGAUUAUUAGAUUUAGAUCACCUUCUGAAGUGCUACUGCAGGGCCAGUACCAGUAAAUGAAUAAACUGAAGAACAUGUUUCACCAUUUGACUUUUAAGUAUGCUGUCACAUUUCUUAAUAACAGUUGUAAUGUCCUUAAUGCAGACUUUUUCUUUGUAAAAAGUAAGUGAAUGGCUGUUUAUCUCCUGUGGAAAUCCCAAUUGCCUGAAUUACUGAUAUUUUAGAAAUAGACUGUUUUUAAAAUACCAUAUGUAAUUUUAUGUAAGUUGACUAUCUUGAACUUAGUAAAUUAUAGGCUCAUUUUGUCCACUAGUUUAAACUAAUUUGUUUAAUAAUGUUUUUAGAGAAAAUACUGUUAUUUGAAAUUAAUUUUCCAACUAUACAUUCUUCUAUAACUUGCUCAUAAUAUGCUAUAUGUAACCUUAUAUAAUUUCCCUAAAAAGAGUAAACUACCACUAUGGUGUUAAACCAAAAUAUGGGGAAAAUAAAUACUAACUGCUGCUUAUGGAUAAUGUUGCUACUACCUG
Fukomys damarensis (Damara mole-rat) is the source of this 2923-nucleotide messenger RNA. RefSeq names its product DnaJ heat shock protein family (Hsp40) member B4 (gene Dnajb4). Gene Ontology annotation, cellular component: cytosol. Gene Ontology annotation, molecular function: protein-folding chaperone binding. The transcript has 8 exons. Bases 948 to 1961 code for a protein of 337 amino acids. The record is from RefSeq and is a predicted model, not a curated record. NCBI's taxonomy places the organism in Eukaryota, Metazoa, Chordata, Mammalia, Rodentia, Bathyergidae.